Molecule: messenger RNA, 336 nt
Organism: Armigeres subalbatus
Lineage: Eukaryota; Metazoa; Arthropoda; Insecta; Diptera; Culicidae
Gene: ox
Product: cytochrome b-c1 complex subunit 9
Exons: 2
Coding region: 99-269 (56 amino acids)
Biological process (GO): mitochondrial electron transport, ubiquinol to cytochrome c
Source: RefSeq, a predicted model, not a curated record
UGUCAAACUUUCAUUCGCUUGGUCGGUCUGCGAUUUAUUUCGAAGAAAGCAUCCGUGAAGUCCUCAGCGCGAUAUCACGAAUUGAAAUCCGGUGAAAAAUGAAGGUCUUGAACAAUCUGCUUUUGAAACGGACGUCCACCUACGUCGCGGGAAUCGCCCUGAGUGUAUUCUUUUUCGAACGGGCCUUUGACCUCGGCACCGAUGCCUUUUUCAAAUCGUUCAACAAGGGUAAACUGUGGGACGACAUCAAGGAUAAAUACGAACAAUAAAGUAAUCCAUUUGAUGUGAAAUAACUGUUUUAUGAGGGCUAAUAAAAUGUAGGAAACCACAAGCAAA